CAAAUCAAAAUAUGUAAAUAUGAGCAAUAAUUUCUUAUCUGCAUCGUCUACCUGAAGAAAAAUUAUAAAUAUUUUUUAAAAAAUAAAGUAAUACAAGAAAUCCCUAACAAUGGGUGCUCUUUUUGGUAAAAGUAAAAAGCCACAAAGUAGAAUUACAGAUCAAGAUCGUGUUGUACUGCAAUUAAAAACACAAAGAGACCGUCUCAAACAAUAUCAAAAACGAAUUGAAUUAAAUCUUGAAAAAGAUCGUGAAGAAGCUAAAAAAUGUCUACAAAAAGGUCGAAAAGAACGAGCAAAAUUGCUUUUACGAAAAAAGAAAUACCAAGAAAAACUCCUUGAAAACACCGAUGUUCAAUUGGAAAACCUUGAAAAACUCGCUGCCGACAUUGAAUUUGCCCAAAUCGAAGCUGACAUUGUCAACAAGCUGAAAAUGGGCAAUGAAGCUCUUAAAGCCGCCAAUGAAUUGAUGAACAUUGAAGAAAUUGAAAACAUUAUGGACGAAACACGAGAAGGAGCCGAAAAGCAAAAGGAAAUCGAUACAAUUUUAUCAGGAACUCUUACAGACCAAGACGAAGAAGAUGUCCUGGCUGAAUUGGAUGAUUUAGUGAAUGCUGACGAAGCUGAAAAGCAAGCCAACACCAACAUUCAGCUGCCUGAAGUACCUACAGAUGAGCCUGAACCUGUUGCCGACGACGACGAAAAGGUAGCAGAUGAGGAACCAGAGAAAGUCAAAGAGAAGCCAAAACGAAUCCUGGUUGAAGCUUAAAAACUAUAUAUUUUGUAUUAAUUUUUUUAUAACGUCUAAGUCUAGAGAUGUGUGUAUUUGCAAAUGAAAAUAAAUUAGUUUUUAGAAAAAACGCAUCCACCUUGA
Episyrphus balteatus (marmalade hoverfly) is the source of this 871-nucleotide messenger RNA. It is a transcript of the gene Vps20, whose product is annotated as charged multivesicular body protein 6-A. The record is from RefSeq and is a predicted model, not a curated record. Gene Ontology annotation, biological process: vesicle budding from membrane; late endosome to vacuole transport via multivesicular body sorting pathway. The transcript is spliced from 3 exons. Gene Ontology annotation, cellular component: ESCRT III complex; multivesicular body. Lineage: Eukaryota; Metazoa; Arthropoda; Insecta; Diptera; Syrphidae. The coding region runs from base 110 to 766 and encodes 218 amino acids.